This is a messenger RNA of Melozone crissalis (California towhee), 1127 nucleotides long. RefSeq names its product parvin gamma (gene PARVG). NCBI's taxonomy places the organism in Eukaryota, Metazoa, Chordata, Aves, Passeriformes, Passerellidae. The record is from RefSeq and is a predicted model, not a curated record. The coding region runs from base 142 to 1110 and encodes 322 amino acids. Gene Ontology annotation, biological process: actin cytoskeleton organization; substrate adhesion-dependent cell spreading; establishment or maintenance of cell polarity. Gene Ontology annotation, cellular component: cytoplasm; actin cytoskeleton; focal adhesion. The transcript is spliced from 13 exons. Gene Ontology annotation, molecular function: actin binding.
GCUGCCCUGCAUGGGAGACCUCCAAGCCUGGGCUCAGCCCUCACCCCCAGAAAUUGCAUCCUUACUGCUGGGACGAGGUCUUGGAGGAGCUUCUGGAGAGUUACUGAAGGAGAGAAUAUUUACCAGGAGUGAUUAAAGACAAUGGAUCCAGACUUUUUAAAUGCAUUUACACAGCCUUCUACACUUGAUCGAUUCCUAACUGAAGAUGUCAUUGCUAAAGGCGAGAAGAGGAAACUUAUAAAACCAACCUCAAGCAACAACCCCAAACUGGAAGAAUUGAAACUGUUCUUGACUGAGUGGAUCAACAGAACUCUGAAAGAGGAACACAUAGUAGUUAAAAGUCUGGAGGAAGACCUGUAUGAUGGGUUGGUACUUCAUCAUCUCCUGGAAAACUUAGGAUCUCUCCAGCUGGAUGUUGAGAAGAUUGCAUUAACAGAAAAAAAACAGCGAAAGAAACUCUCAGUGAUUCUGGAAGUCGUGGCCAAGUGUUUGCAACUGGAAGAAAGUCAGCUGAAAUGGAGUGUGGAAUCUAUCUUGGCAAAGGACUUACUGAGCACACUGCAUCUUCUUGUUGCAAUAGCAAAGCACUUUGAACCCACCCUGGCUCUGCCUCCAAAUGUUCAAGUGGAGACAAUCACCAUCGAGUCCAUCUCUGGAGGAUUAAAGACAUCAAAUGCGGUGGAAUAUAUCACAGAAAACAAAGAGAAUAUAGAAGCGCAGUCAAAAGAUGAUGCCUUUGAUGAAUUAUUUAGCUGUGAUCCAGAUAAACUGGAUGCUGUAAAAAAGGCACUUCUGGAAUUUGUUGACCAGCAUGUUGGAAAAUUAGGAUUAAAUGUGAAAGACAUUGAAUCUCAGUUUUCAGAUGGGGUUGUCUUACUUCUCCUAAUUGGACAACUAGAGGGCUACUUUCUGAAUUUAAGGAAUUUCUUCCUGACUCCGGCCAGCACCAUGGAAACGCUCCACAAUGUUAACCUGGCACUGGAGUUGCUAGCAGAGGGAGGCCUUCUGAAUUUUCCUGUGAACUCUGAAGAUAUUGUGAACGGAGAUACGAAGGCUAUAAUGAGAGUUCUGUAUUGCUUGUAUUCCAAAUACAGAACCAAAGAAGCAUGAAGAACAAGGCCAAGAGC